Molecule: messenger RNA, 309 nt
Organism: Heterostelium album PN500
Lineage: Eukaryota; Evosea; Eumycetozoa; Acytosteliales; Acytosteliaceae
Product: coiled-coil domain-containing protein
Exons: 2
Coding region: 1-309 (102 amino acids)
Source: RefSeq, a predicted model, not a curated record
AUGACUAUCUUAGGAUCACUUUCAACUAUGGGUAAUGUAAAGCCAGCCUCAAUCACAAAGAGUUCAUUUGGAUCAUCAUUCGGUGGAGUAUCAUCUCAAUCAUCAAAUAAUGUUGCAUGUGGAGGUUGUGGUGGUGGAAAUGGAAUCAAUAUCGAUGCCAAUGUCAAUAUCAACUUGGGUGCAACCAUUGGUGGUGUUCUUGGUGUUGUUGGUGGAUUGUUGGGUGGUGUCUUGGGUGGUGGGUGGAUGUCACACUUGUCCAUAAAUAUGAAUGAACCCCAUAUAUUUUUCGAAUCAAACUUGUAUUAA